Molecule: messenger RNA, 582 nt
Organism: Hibiscus syriacus
Lineage: Eukaryota; Viridiplantae; Streptophyta; Magnoliopsida; Malvales; Malvaceae
Product: dnaJ homolog subfamily B member 3-like
Exons: 5
Coding region: 72-560 (162 amino acids)
Source: RefSeq, a predicted model, not a curated record
UAGUUUUGUUUGCUUGAAGAGAGUAAGAGAGAGAGUGAGGAAGUAUAGAUAGAGGAUUUUGGACGGCAGAGAUGGAUCGGGAGGGAGGAUCCCACGGAGGAUCUUGUUAUUACUCCGUUCUUGGGAUUCGUAAGAACGCCUCCUUCUCUGAUAUCCGCAUUGCUUAUCGUAAGCUCGCUCUGAAAUGGCAUCCGGACAAAUACGCCAGAAAUCCGGUCGUCGCCGGCGAAGCCAAAAGCCGGUUUCAGCAGAUCCAAGAAGCUUAUUCUGCUAACAUUCUCUCCGACGAAUCUAAGAGAUCAAUGUAUGACGCCGGUCUCUACAAUCCCAUAGAAGAAGAUGAUGAAGACUUCUGUGAUUUUAUGCAAGAGAUGAUCUCGAUGAUGAUCAAUGUGAAAGAUGAGGAGGACAGUUUUGAGGAUUUGCAAAGGAUGUUCGCCGAUAUAGUUGGCGGAGAUGGCAGGAGCUUCGACGUUAACAAUGAUCCAACGGAGACGAAGAGAGCACGUGUCACUUCAUCUAAAGGUAAUGCAGCGAAACGGAGCUGUUCUCGCCGAUGACUAGCUCUACACCCCCUAUUUA